Dryobates pubescens (Downy woodpecker) is the source of this 4634-nucleotide messenger RNA. It is a transcript of the gene POM121C, whose product is annotated as POM121 transmembrane nucleoporin C. Gene Ontology annotation, biological process: protein import into nucleus; RNA export from nucleus. Gene Ontology annotation, molecular function: structural constituent of nuclear pore. Lineage: Eukaryota; Metazoa; Chordata; Aves; Piciformes; Picidae. Gene Ontology annotation, cellular component: nuclear pore. The record is from RefSeq and is a predicted model, not a curated record.
AUGCCGGGCGGCCGCGGCUGGCGGGCGGCUCGGCUCGGCUCGGCUCGGCCGAUGGCGGGCGGCGGGCCGGGCGCGGCGCGCUGGGGGCGGCGGCGGGGCACGGCGGCGAUGGCGGCGGCAGCGGCCCUGUCCCUAGCGCUGGCCCUGGCCUGUCUGCUGCUGCUGCGAGGAGCGCUGCUGGGCGCGGCGGCGCUGGGCGCGGCGGGGGCCUGGUGCGCGAUGCGGCCCGGCCCGCUCGCACCGCGCCCACUCGGGAAAACCGCGGCCAACGGGAACCCGGCCGCUACCUCAGGCCGGCCCAUGAGGGCCCCUCCGCGCCGCCUCGGCCUCGGGGCCUCGCCGGCCACCCCGCGCUGCCCGCCGCAGGGCCCGCGCCGUCGCUACCCGCUGCCGCAGGCCCUCGGCUCCGUCCCGAUCGUCCUGCCUGCUGCCCGUUGGGAGACGAGCUGUUCGCCUAGGAGCGCACCCUGGCUUCGCAGGACCGGCCCCAUCCGCAGUCCGGUCACCGUGAGGAUCGGCCGGCCGGCCGCCAGCCUGGCCCGCUCCCCGGCCCUGGAGCAGCUGAUGUCACCCAUUGCCUCACCAGCCAACAGCAGCCUGGACCCAUGUGCAAAAGAGACUGUGCUGAGUGCCAUCAAGGAGAGCAGGAAGAGGGCUGUGGAGCGGGAGGAGGAGGAGGAGGAUCAGGCAUUUGGAAGCAAUCAAGAGAGCAAGAGAAGGCGCCACGACAGCAGUGGAAGUGGGCAGUCAGCAUUUGAGCCACUAGUAGCCAACGGUGCCCCCACCUCUCUCAUACCCAAGCCUGGCUCUCUGAAGAGAAGUCUCGUGUCUCACUACCCAGAUGAGUGCUCAAACAAGAGGUCUUGCACCUCUUCCACGAGCUCCCUCAACCACAGCUACACCAGUGGCAUCCCCAGCUCCAUCCGCAACGCCAUCGCCAGCUCCUACAGCUCCAGCCAGGGCCUUGCACAGCUGCGGAAGAGAAGUGAUAUGAGUGUGUCCCCACUGUCCAGCCCGGCCUCCUCCCGCUCCCAGACCCCCGAGUGGCCUCGCAAGAAGCCCAGGGAGGAGGAGUCACAUCACUCCAACACUUCCACACCAGUCAAAUCAGACAAGGAGCUGCAGACAGAGAAAGCGGUGGAGACGCCGGUGCGGCAGAAGAGGAACUCGCUGAGCCCGGCGUCGGGGAGCAGCGGGAAGCGCAAGCGGAAGAUCCAGCUGCUGGCGUCGCGCCGGGGGGACCAGCUGGCGCUGCCCCCUCCGCCUCAGCUGGGCUACUCCAUCACCUCGGAGGACCUGGACGCGGAGAAGAAGGCAGCGUUUCAGUGGUUCAACAAAGUCUUGGAGGAUAAGGCUGAUGUGGUCCCCAGCACCACUGCAGACUCUACACCUGUGUCCAGGCCGCUGGCGUUCACCGUGACCUCCUCAGGGCCUGUGUCUGCCUCGACAGCUCCUGCCCCAGCCACCACUAACUCCUUCCUGGACAGCCUGAAGAAGAUGCAGAGCAGCCAGGCUGUGCCCAUAUCAGCAGACUCCACUGGAGCUGCAGUAGUGUCCCAGCCGCCUCCAUCAGCUGCACAGCCGCCUGCUCCUGCUGUAUCGCAGGAGUCUGCUUCUCUGCCUGCCACCUCUGCUGACGUUAAGCCUGUGCCUGUGUUGAGCACAGCUGCCCCUGCUGCCCUCCCUGCCUUGGGGCUGCAGGCCCCCAGCAGCCUGGCACCAUCUACAUUCACAGAGCUGGGUGAGACCCCCAGCAAGCCUCCCUCCUUCCCGAAGCCGAGCAUCCUUUUCGGGAUGCCAAACGCUCCUCCUGCCAGCCAGCCCACCACGACCGUGGCCACUGCUGUGCCCACCGCAGCCACUGCUGUGCCCACCACAGCCACUGCAGUGCCCAGCACGACCCCUCUCUUCAAACCCAUCUUUGGUGCUUUGCCAAAAAGCGAGAGCGCUGCACCCUCUACAGCUGCUGUCUCUGCCACAGUCACCGUGAGCUCAGGCCCUUCCUCAACAUCCUCCACCACCACCGUGUUCAAGCCUAUCUUUGGCAGCGUCACCACAGCUUCAUCUCCAGUGAAGGUCUCUCCUUUUGCCUUCAAACCAAUGUCACAGCUGACCUCAGCCACAGAUCUGCCAGCAGCCUCCACAACUACCCUGGCAGGGUUCACAGGUCUUCCUAACGUCAUCUUCACCACUGCAGCUACAACUUCCACCACGCAGAGUUCCUCCACAGAUGCCACCGUUAAACCCGUCUUCAGUUUUGGACUCAACCCACCCGCCUCCACUGCUCCCACCACCAUCACCGCUGCCACAUCCACCAGCAUGUCGCAGCCCUUCCUCUUUGGAGGCCCGACCAGCUCAGCUACCACAACAGAAAGCAGCUUUGCUACCCCAGCGCCAGUGUUCCAGUUUGGAAAGCCACCUGCAGCUACGGUCACUGCCACCACCAGCGUCCCGGGAGGCCCUGCCUUUGGCCAGGCACCUUCAAAUUCGACAGCUCCUACCACCACUGUGGGCUUUAGCAUAUUUGGGGCCACCGCACUGACUACUUCUACCCCAGCCACCACAGGUCAAGCAACGCUGACGUUUGGCUCCUCCAUUUCAGCUUUCGGCAGUUCCUUCAGCACAGGCACGAAGGCACCGCCACCGUAUCCCGGCGCGGCAACUCAGCCUGCCUUCAGCGCCGGCACGGCCGAGAGCCAGCCUCCCGCCAGCAAACCUGCAGCUGGCCCUGUCACCUUUGGCCCCCCGUUCAGUUUCGGAGCCCCCGCGGCCCAGUCUGCCGCUCAGCCGGCAUUCGGCGGCAGUGCUCAGCCAGCCUUUGGCACAACCAGCGCUCAGGGCUCCUUCGGCACCAGCAGCACCCAGGCGGCGUUCGGGACCACCGCGUCCGUCUUCUCCUUUGGCACAGCCACCUCCACCACCGCCAGCUUCGGUUCCACCACCCAGACGACGAGCAGUGGCACGGGCAGCACGGUCUUUGGCACCACCCCUUCUCCCUUCACCUUCGGGGCGACCGCCCAGCCAAGCCCCUCUGGCAGCGCCUUUGGGAUCGGCACCCCCUCCCUGAGCAGUGCCUCUCCCGCCGUGGCAUUCAGCUUCGGGGCCGGGCAGAGCGGGGCCUCCCCAGCGGCCACGCCGUUUGGCUCUUCCCUGGCACAGAGCACGCUGGGGGCACAGAGCCAGAGCACGCCCUUCGCCUUCGCCAUGCCCAGCACACCCAACAACAGGCUGGCCUUCGGAGCAACUCCCACGCCCACCUUUGGGCAGAGCACGCCCGUCCCAGGAGCCGUGGGCAGCGGAAGCAGCAGCCUGACCUUUGGGACCCCCAGCACCCCUGCCUCAGGCUUCGGAGGAGUCGGCACUUCCUUCGGUUCGUCCACCCCGACGUUUUCCAUCGGGUCAGGCUCCAAGACGGGCACUCGCCAGCGGCUGCAGGCACGGAGGCAGCACACCCGCAAAAAGUAACCUCCGGUGCCGCUGGGCCCCUGCCGCCAGCCUGCGCCGGCAGCCCCUGCCCGGGCGCAGGGGGCUCCGCUCUGGAGCGGUACCCACGGCGGGACCGGUGGUGAUGGGGCCAGGGCCCCCUCGCUGAUGCCAGCCAGAGACCAUGCUGGGUGCCAGUGAGCGGGGUGGGAUGGGAUAAACCAAACUCUUCUUACUUGAACAGUUCCACAGCCAAGGCUGGAUCAACCUCUGUACAUAUCCGCAGCAUUUCCUCCCUCACUUUUCUUUUGCCAUGUUUCAUGAUGUGUAAAUUCUCCCCCAUUUGCUUCUUCUAGCUGUUCCUGUGCCCUCCUCCUCAACCCCCCUUCCAGUCAGACCCUGCCCCAUGGCACAGCAGCCAGCAGAGCCUCAUGUCCCUGGUCGGAGCCCUGCUGGUGACACGCUGUGCUCCUGCCGGCUGCUGUUCCAGGCUGCUAUGGGCUGCUGCCUUCACCAGGUCCCAGAAGCUUUCCCCACUCUCAUCCGGUGGCCUGGUGAACGCACUCCCUCCAGAGGGCUCUGCUUUGCUGCUGUCCCUGCAGAACACGAGCUGGGGUUAGUGCCAGCCUGAGGUGGGCAUCUCGGUGGCAUGGGUGACUGACCCAGCUGGGUGGUGAUCCCGCUCGCUGUGACUUCCAUCUCCCAUCAGACCUCUGCCGAAGAUGCCCCUUGGCUGGAUGCAGGGGUGGGGAUGGGGGUCCCUGCACCCCUCUCCCAGCCACCGAGCAGCCUCUCCAGCCCUCACUGCUCCCCGCCAGGCUGCAGGCUGCCCCUGCCCCGCUCGUGUAGAGCCUCCCCCGCCACCCCUGUUUUGCUUUCUCUGUGCUCCCCUUCCCAUGUGCUCACUGAAUCGAGUUUGGAGGAAGAGCUGAACCGUGUGCGUGGCGGCAUGUUGGUUAUGCCGGAUUUGCUGUUUGGAGUUUCUUUUCUUGGGGGGCGCCUGUCCCUUUGCAGGGGACGCGUCCCAGCUAAUUGGGUGUUGACAGUAGCAUCACUGCGUGGCUGCUCGCGCUGGGGGAGUUGUCCCUUCCUUGAUUGAAAGGCAGGCAGCUGGUGGGAGGUGUGAUGGAGCCUGGACCCCCAGGCAUGGCGGCUCCAGCCCUGGCAGUCUUUCCCCUCACUUCCCCUCUUCUGGCUGCCCUUCCCCUCUU